Megalops cyprinoides (Indo-Pacific tarpon) is the source of this 761-nucleotide messenger RNA. RefSeq names its product natriuretic peptide C (gene nppc). The transcript is spliced from 3 exons. Gene Ontology annotation, biological process: cGMP biosynthetic process; receptor guanylyl cyclase signaling pathway. The record is from RefSeq and is a predicted model, not a curated record. Gene Ontology annotation, molecular function: hormone receptor binding; hormone activity. Lineage: Eukaryota; Metazoa; Chordata; Actinopteri; Elopiformes; Megalopidae. The coding region runs from base 101 to 460 and encodes 119 amino acids. Gene Ontology annotation, cellular component: extracellular region.
UCUUGGAGUAAGGGAAGGAGCCGAGAACCUAUCCGUUGAAAACAGUCAGCGAUCUAAAGACUUUUCGCGGAGGGGAAACAACUUUAAAACUCAGAUCAGAAUGAACAUCUCCCAUUGGGUGGCUUGUGGACUAUUGAUGACCCUCCUUUCAGUCAGCAUAGAGGCAAAGCCUUUAACGCAGGAACAACAAAAGUCUCUUAGAAAUUUGCUGGGGGAAGAGCUUUCUGAGUAUCUGGCAUCGGGGGAAAGGAAGCUGGAGAACAUCAGGUCGAGGGUGCGUCUGUUGCGGGACCUUCGGCUGGACACACGGGCCAAGGGCAUGUGGGCCCGCAUCCUCAACGACCAGCCCAAUGUACGGAAACACAAAUCGGGCACGAAGAAGGGGGCCUCAUCAUCCCGGAGUGGCUGCUUUGGCCACAAAAUGGACAGGAUAGGCACCAUAAGCGGCAUGGGCUGUUAGGGAUGCGGCAGCUACGUGUAGUGAACAUUCAGUGGACGAUGGGUUCGGACAACUUUUCUUUAGUUGGCUUUCACCUGAGGAAAAUAUGAAAAUACCAUCUCUAUUCAAGAUAUGGAUUUUCGGUACGAAAAACCCACCAUAACCAGCAUUAUUGAAGACUAUGACAAAAUGAUUAAAAAAAAUCACAUGUAUAACAUAAAAAAGAACACACACAUACACACACACACACAUACACACAAACACACACACACUACAAGACGGUGGACAAUGUUAUAGAAACUAAAACCGCAAAAGCUGUAUA